Messenger RNA from Neocloeon triangulifer, 2894 nucleotides. RefSeq names its product neurochondrin homolog (gene Neurochondrin). Gene Ontology annotation, cellular component: dendrite. The record is from RefSeq and is a predicted model, not a curated record. Gene Ontology annotation, biological process: regulation of neuronal synaptic plasticity; neuron projection development. Lineage: Eukaryota; Metazoa; Arthropoda; Insecta; Ephemeroptera; Baetidae. Bases 385 to 2541 code for a protein of 718 amino acids. The transcript is spliced from 3 exons.
GCGCCUCGUGCGCUUCGUCCUCCGCGAGGCUCGAGAGUUGCAGCCAUCAGUUGCUUUAUUUUGUUCCUCGAUCCUCGAUCAGCAUUUAGCCCAGCCAUCUGCGUCCGACACACGCCACAAACAAGAGGGUCUGCUCAAAGCACGGCCGCCCUCGUCUAAUAAUAGCUGCGGGGGCUGUUGAACCCAUUGGAGGCGGGGAGGAACGUCGAGGGGGAAACUUAACUCCAUGAGGGGACUCCGAAUUUAGACCGUGGAUUGGAGACUGGUGCGUAAAAUUAACUCGGUCACCGUUCUCAAGCUCGCGCAGGAAGGACGUGGAAUGCGAACCUGAGUGCUUGCUGACCUUUUUCUCUGAUUUGACUGGAUGGACUGAGGUGCGGAAAAAUGUCGGUGAAGAAGUGCUGUGCGGUGCUGAAGGGGGCGCAGAACGAUACGGAGAAGUUCGCCGGCCUGUUCAUGGUGACCAAAGUGAUCAAGGCUAAAGAGUUGUCUGCUGAUAACAAAAAGCAGCUCUUCGAAGCCAUUGGAUUUGACUUUCUUCGACGCCUCCUGCUCACGUCGGACGCUCUGGAGGAUUGCCCUCCGCAAAUUUACAAGUCUGUGGCGGUUUCUGUUCUCAGCUGCUUUUGUGAUGAACCUGAAGUGGCCACGCACCCUCAAAUGCUCGACAACUUGUCCACACUGAUUGAAAUCAUCCAGCUUGAAGAUGACGAGGAGGAGAAUUUGCAGGUUAUUUCCGAGACCUACGAAUGCCUGAAGCACGUGGCUCUGCACGAUUCUGGUUUGGAAAAAUUAAAAGAAAUUGGCGCUAUUCAAAAGUUUGCGCAGGCGUAUGCAGACCAGAAUUUUGAGUCCGACGAAGCCCUUGGUAUCGUUUGCAGACUCGCUUCUCGUUUUGGCCCCUCUGCUUGGGGUGAUGAUGGCCAGGCUCUCAACACACUACUUAACAAAAUCAGCAUGGAUAUGGAAACUGACAGUUCGGAGCACAAGUUUGAGCUGGCAGAAAUUUUGCACACCCUUUUAUACAACAGCAACCGACAAAUUCUACGAGACACAGCUAAAGAGCAAUCGUGGCCUUCGGGUUGCUACAAGUCGCUCUCGGACAUUUUAACGAGCCGAAUCGGAAAGCAGCAACGUGAUCCGUCCUUGAAGCUUGCCUCGAUGAUUAUCGAACUGCUUGGAGUUGAAUGGGCCUUGACAGAUGAAGAAAAGCCCAAAGCGUUUUUUCUCCUGCUAGUGCAGCUCUGCUCCAUUGAAGUCCGCAUGCAGGUCGAAGAUCGCACGUUCGAGCAGGUGAUGAAAAAUGCUGAUCUACUGGUGGCCUGUUUCAACUUGAUGGAGAUAGCAAUUGCAUAUGUGGCAACAACUCCGACAUUUGAACUUGAGCAAAAGGAAAAGCAGCAGCUCUACACAGCUUUGAAAGGCGCCUUUGCAGCUCUAAUUGGCCUCCUUCAAAAGUUGAUGACCAUGAAGGAUAAAUUGGGACCGACGGAAAGGGCGUUUGUUUAUGCCAGCAUCAGGGUGUUGGCUGCCUGGCUGGCUCAAGAGACGUCUGCAUUACGACAAGCUGUCCACCAACUGCUGCCUUUUAUUUUGGAACUGGCCAACGAAACCUUCCGAGCAACAGCCCAAAGAAAAGCCGAAAACUUGGAAGCGUCCAGCACAGAUGUAGAUGUUCUCCGACUUUUCUUGCCAGCAUUGUGCCAUCUGACAGUCGAGGAACCGGCCAGGCAAGCAAUGCUGAAAAUGAAACAGGACGAGGUCUUGUUUGACUGCCUUCAGUAUUACUGGCUAUUGGUUCAACCUGAGAAGCCUGUUAUCCCGCGAGCAGACCGCCUAAAACAAAGAGUUGAAGUCGUUCUUACACCUGCCCAACUGGAAGAAAUAGAUGACGCUCGCUCGGCAAUGGUUUCGUUAUGCAAUAUUUUCAUGAAUAUAACCGUGCUCGAGCCCAAAUUAGUUGACCAGAGUGCUACAUUUAACCAGCUACUGAAGUUCCUCUUCAACAAGCUCCCGGAGCUGAAGUCAUCACCUGAGAACCUUGUGCUGCAGGGAAAUCUUGCUGUUAUGGGACUGCUGUUGCUUAAGCAGCUCUCGGCACGGCAGAGCAAAAACGACUACACAAUCUGCCGGUACUUGACUGCUACGAUGCGGUUUCUUUGGGACGCAUAUGUUGUUGAAGAGCAUGGAGAUAAUUCAUUGGGCCCCCUAACAGUAUCGACAAUAUAUAAGAAAUACUGGAUGGAGCUGAUGGAGCUUUGGUUUUUGGGAAUGCAGACGAUGAGCGCUGUCCUUGUGUUGAUACCUUGGGUUUCGCAGUUUGCGAUUGAGAGCGGAUGGGUGGAAGGCAUCAUGGACACUUUAAAGCGUGUUCGUGUCGGUGACUUCCCUGGUAACACGCGAUCUGCGUUUGAAGAUUUCCUGUGCCACCUAGUUGAGGCAAGUCCUUCAGUAGCCACCAUGCUCAAGGACAAAGAUGCGUUGCAAGUGUGCCGCAAUCACCGACUAAUGGAGUUGGGCAAAAAGCUGUUUGGCGACUAAAGCAUUUAAAUUUUUGGUCCGAAAACUGCAUAUGAAUAUGAAUUGACCAUUUUUGUCUCUUGAGGCUAAUGAGCGCUAACUACAUGGAUUUCAUCUGAUUAAUUUAACUACCAAUAAUAUUUUAUUGCUUUUAAAAAGUCUGAUUAUGAUGAAUGGUGGUUUCAAGAGGAAGAUCCCACACUUUUGAAGCGAGCUGUACAUUUCUCUUAAUUAAUGUUUAUUUUUACUUCCAACUAGUCUCCUGAGGUGUAAGAAAUUAUUCCGCCGAGAUUUUUAAUAAAAAAUGUAUAGAUUUGAAGAUGUCAAUAAAAAGAAUUUUGUAAAAUAAAAAAAUGCCUAAAAUUUAUAAUAAG